GCAACAAUGCUACCACACGUCUGGACAAAAGGACAAAACCAGAAAUGCUAAAAGCACACUCAGGCAGCAGUGAUGGCAGGCACGAUUGCUUUGCCUCUUCAGCAAUUCAUUGCAUCAUUGGACAACACUUGUCUGCCAAAAAUUCUACAGGUUUGCUCUGGAGUGUAUUUCCAAGGGUCUAUAUAUGAAAUUUCUGGGAGUGAAGUGUGCUUUUCUACUGGGGAUCUAAUAAAGGUUAUAGGCAUCGAGCUCCUAUCAGUUUGCUGUGAAGACAUCAGCAACAAUGAGAAAUUUGAGCUGCCCAUUAACCACACAGGCUUGUUCAAGGUUGUUCCAGAGGAAAUGCCGUAUAGUACAAUUGAGGAGAUGGUGAGCCUGAGGCCUGUGGGCCUGGAAUCAAGCCUCCCCUUUACUUUCACCAGCCACUCCAAGAUGAACUUUGGCAAUUUCACACUGGGGGCUGGGAGAGCUUUGACUGUGCUCUCCAUUGAGCGGCAUGAGGGCGAGGAGGAUCUGGUGCGCUGCCUCGUACGAGGACAGCAGGAAGCCUCUGCAGAAGUGUUUAUCCCACUAUCCUCCCAAGGGGAGUUCUUUGAGUGUGAGAGCGAGGAGUGCUUCACUCUGCAGGAGAUCAUGUCCUCAGUCUGCCUGCGUAGUCGAAGGUUUCGCUUCAUCAACACCACUAAGUGUCAACGGCCCCUUGUCCUCAGUCCAAUAUACCAGGUCCAAGCCAUCAUGAACAUGCGGAAGAAUGUGUUGAAGUUUCCGUCCAGCUUAGAGGUGGAUGUGGUUGAUGUCACUGACCUGUGUAAGGAUGUGAACUUUGUGAGCCCGCUCAGUCUGACAGAGGUUCAUUCCCAGCCAGAUGAAUCCUUCCCUGCAGUAGUGGAGAUAUUGGAAGGCCCAGAGACCCGCUCUCUGUUCAAGUGCAGCUGGCUGCCAGAACUUAACCAGAGUAGCCACCUGGUUUUCCACAAUACAGGAACCUCAGCCAUGAUUUUAUUAUCCAGUCCAAAGAGCCGAAAGGUACAGCAGUACUUUCUGGUAUCUCAGCAAUAUGGUGGACGAUUUCGUAGGCGGCCAAGAGAGUUUAAUUCAGUGUAUGAGCUGUAUGUUGCUUCAAUCCAGGCACCUGGCCUGAAGGUCAGUGUAACAAGGAACAGUGAGGAAGUCGAGGAGGAGGGCCUGCCUGACCUCAGUGUGGGGGAACAGCUGGAGGUCAUUCGCUGCGAAAGGAUGGAGUUGCCUUGUGAAAGCAGCAAGGGACAGAAGCAGUCCGUCGAGGCUCUUUUGUGUCAGCGUCUCCAAGAGCCGGAUGAUGGGGAUGAUGAUGAAGAGGAGGUCAAGCAGGAGGAGGAGAGGGAGGAGAUAUUUCUGCCUCUGUACAUGCAGGGUCACUUCGUUGAGGUAUUGAGUGAUAACAAGAAGUACAGACUCAGGGACUUAGGUAAAGAGUUUAGUUUGCCGCUGGAUGUUAAAGUGGUGAGUCGUGAUACUGAACUCGAGACUGAUCCACUAUUUGGGUUUGCAUGUCUAAGGAUAGAGGGGGCUAUGUUAGAGCCCACCAUCCAGGCAAGCUUUCCACAGAGUCCAGACCACUGUUUCGAGAUCCCAAUCCAGUGGCUUUCUAUGUCCGUCUCGUUUACCAAGGACCCCCUCCCAUGGCCCAGUGGUCAACCACCUAAGUUCCACGUGGACAGGGUUACUGAGGUGACAGACACGUUCUUUUAUGAAUUUCGCAAACAGGGGAACUCCGGUGAAGCUCCUCCACCCCGACCACCAAAGCGAAAUCUGUCAUCAUCAAAGUCUAGCAAAAAACCAUCAACAACGUCAAAGAAAUCAUCCAAGGCAGACAAGACUAAACAUCGAGCAGAGAAAAGUGUCCCAGCCAAAGAGCUAGCCAAUUUGACUCUGGAUAGCAAAAGAAGGCCCCCAGCUCCCCCCCCUCCAGCUAUCUUAGAUGAUCAGCCUCCCCCAGUUGCACCCCGGAAGCAGUCAGCUAUAGUGACAACAGGCAAGGCUCUGCCAAACACUUACGUAGAAAGGGAAGAGUCUAAGAAAAAAGAAGAAAAAAGAAAGAAAAAGAAAAAAGUGCCGGUGUGCAACGUCACAGCACAUGUGAAGAGCGACCAGGACUAUGACACUGUGGAUGACAGCGACCAUGACUAUGAAACCGUGGACGAGACCUUGCUGGCAGUUGUGAAGAAAGCACAAGAGGAUGCCGUGUUCUACUAAAAACAACCUGUCCAUGAAAUCCGAAAUAUUGUGCUGAAAAUAAUUGGUUUAAUAUAAUCUGUUAAAUACAGUACUGAAAUAGAUUCAGUUUCCUGACAAUAUACUUCAUCUGUGAGGACCUAGGAGAUGCUAUGCAAGAUUUAUAGCAACCCAGUGGAGCUUUUGGUGACUAGUGACACAGUAGAGAAUCGUUUUGAUAAAUGGUUUCACUGGCGAUCUACAAGCAUGCAUAUUUGGUUUUGUGGACACUUAAUAGCAAAUGUUUGCCCACACAAAUAUUUGAUGUUGUGACACCAUCCUCCGGUGUAUCAGAAAACACAACACCCCUGGCUCUGAUGUGGUCAGCGAAACUCUUCAGAUGGCUGUAGCUGUGUUGUGUACAGCAUACCAUCCUCAAACUUUGAUUGAACCAAUACUACCUUUGUAGUAUUUAUUGUUGUAGUAUUUGUUGAAAUAUGAUAUUGUAUCUGUUGUUGUUCAAACUUGUCAGCAAAUAGUUUAUCCAACUAUAUAGUAGUUUUGGAUACAAUACCAAUAUAUUGUGCAAUACUAAGCAGUAACUGUAGUGUCCAUCCUAGAACAAAACAGCUACAACAUAUAAUACAGUCAGACUUGAAUCAUUACGGUGUUGUCUCAAGACAAUUUAUAAGCUUCACAGAGGUAGUUAUGGGUUACAUUUGAUUGUACAGGCAUUUAAUGUAUGUGUCAAACUCAAACUCAUAGGGUAUAUAUGCAAACUCUAAACAGAGAGGGCUCUGACAAGUCCUUGCUGGGAGGCAAGUCUUAACCACAAAGAUGACAAAAUGGCAACUCUGCAGCUUCUCACAAGGCCAUGGGUUCCAGUGCUAUUGAUAGCAGCUCUCCCAGCCGUCACUGCAAACUACUGAUCAGAGUACAAGAAUGUGCUGCUUAUUGUAUCCAAUCCACUUUUUUUUUUUUUCUAUUUAUUUAAUUGAAAGGACUCAUUGGUGGACUUGUUUUUUUCCCCCAAUUAUAGACGGUACCUAGAACAUUUUCAUGUAGGUUUUGCAGCUUCUUUUUCCCCUAAUGGGUCUUCCUCAUUGAAAGACUCACUGCCAAAGACAACGAAAUAAUAUAGAAGUUCAUAUUUUGUUUUCAUUCCUUUUAAGGUAGAAACCAUUGUAUUAAUAACAUUCUGUAUAUUAUUUGUCUGAAAUUGAAUUUUGUACUACGGACAAAAUUAUAUAAAUUACAUAAAAAGUGGCUUGAGAAUGCA
Messenger RNA from Micropterus dolomieu (smallmouth bass), 3472 nucleotides. It is a transcript of the gene themis2, whose product is annotated as thymocyte selection associated family member 2. NCBI's taxonomy places the organism in Eukaryota, Metazoa, Chordata, Actinopteri, Centrarchiformes, Centrarchidae. The record is from RefSeq and is a predicted model, not a curated record. The transcript is spliced from 7 exons. Gene Ontology annotation, biological process: T cell receptor signaling pathway. The coding region runs from base 73 to 2235 and encodes 720 amino acids.